AUGGUGAUCUUCCUUCCCAGUGUGCUGCACUGUAUUUUGGUGUGCGGCCCCUCACCUAAUGCACGCCCACAAGACAAAAUCAAGCAGCAGGUUAAGAAGUUGCAAUACCCUAUUCAAAAGCCAGAUAUUUGCCGAAUUCAAAAAUCACUUGGGGCGGUUAAGGAAACACUUGAUCUAGCUCUUCAAAAUCUUGAACUCUGUUUGGCAACAAGCAAGUUGAGCAACCUUGAGGCCGCGUCCCAACAGGCAUCAAGCAGUCUUGCUGCACUUGACUCCAAUAUCUCCACAUUACAAACCAAAUUAGACGACUUACUUGAUCGAUUUCAACAGAACGAUACAGCUGUGGCAGUCGCACUUGACGAAGAGGAUCCUAGGAUAGCCAUUUACAAGCUCGCCUACAAGCCAAGUAACUUAGCGGCGCUGUGUGCCAGCCUGGAAUCUACCACUAAUGUCCUCCGAGCGGCUUCUACAGCUGAAACGAGCUCGUGCCCUUGUCGGCGUCAGAUAAUUCGCAGGACUAACCGGGUGUCUUGGCUUCCAUGGGAUUUCUGGGAUUCUGAAACACUUCGUUUCGAACACUACAAAGGCUGCAAGUAUUUCAGAAGCAACGGCGAUGAACGGAGCCGAGUCCGGGUCUUAAGGAUUACGGGUUUCGUGAAAAAUGCCGUUAUCAUCACUUUAUACACAAGUACUGGUGCAGGUGGCCAAAGUCUCGGCGCGAACCUCGAAUAUCGUGCAACUGUUGACCGGAUGGUCUCUCCAGCCUUCCGUGUCAUGUCCGUUCUAGAGGAAUGUGCUGAUAUGCUUUACCACAAGCUGGAAGUCCAGCAAAUAAAAAACCAGGCUCAGUGGGAAAGAUUGACUCUUUCGGCGAGCCAUAAACUUGAAUAUCUCUUCAGACUGGGAAAAGCUAGCGCGAAAGAUGUCGACUCAAGGAACCAAACUCUGCUCCAUGCGGCAGCUGAGGUAGCGUCUUGGAUUUACAUUAUAAUGGACUGGGACAGGGAAAGUGGUGAAGCCUACUCUCUACCCGUGAUACACCUGGCUACACAUCUCGUCAAGAGGCAGGCAUCGGCAUCAUUAUUGGACUUGGACGGACAGCAAGCAUUGGCAAUUGCGACCCCCCGAGAACCUCUAUCAGGACCUCUCAUCGAAGCAUUUUACACAUGUGAUGCGGAUAUCCAUGAAUCAGAUUUAUCCCAUCUCAUCAACCAUCUUGAGCCUCAGAAGCUUGCUCAAACCUUUAGCAGCUUUGCUACAAUGCUAAGAGUAGCCGAUGCAUUCCACGGUCCAUUAUCAAUGGCAGUCAUAUCGAAUGAUCGGGUUCAAUUAUGCCGCCUCUUAUGGACACAUCCAGAAGGCUUUGGAGAAAGAGCGUACUAUUCUGGUCGGACUCCCCUCCACUUAGCCGUAGGCUAUCCCGAGUGCUUGCAAAUCUUAGUCGAAAGAAGCAAUCCAAGUCACUUAGUUCAAAAAGAUAAUGAUUAUUAUACGGUCCUUGGAUAUGCCAUUCUCCUCAGUAAAGCCCUUUGUGGCCAACGAGAAAACCAGGAUGGGUCUUCAUGUCGAUGUACUCUCCCUUUGAGGAUUUUGUUGGAGGGAGGUUGUCCGAUUAUACCGCGUCGGGACUUCAUGAGCGGCACUGUCGGAGAGGUGAUUGCCUCUGCCUCAAAACAUUGCAAAAUCUAUCUAGCCAAAUCCGUAUUGCAACGUCGACAAAAGCUAAAAUUAAUCGCGCAACAAUACCUUUCGCCGUUAGAAAUCGACCGCUUCAAAUUGAAUAGGCCGGUUACACUUGAUAUAUACGCUAUUCAAGUCGAUAAACUUCUUCGGGAGAGAGGAUUUAUUGAAUUUGGACCUCUGGCUACAUAUGUGAAAGAUGACAGAUUCGGAUUUGAAAGUCCCCCUAUCCAUGACAAUAGGUCUAUCUAUCACGAUCUAUCGACCGCCGAAGAUGCGAAUAUCUACUCUGAUUUGUGGUUCUCUGAUAUUACAGCUUACCUACAUAUACCUAUGAGCAUUAGUCCAGGCUUCUAUAUAAAUUUACCAUUUGCGAAAUGGUUGCUGGAUCAUGAUGCUCCCCUUUGCGAGUGGAUGCAUCAUUGGGGAUCUCCAUGGACUGGCUAUAUUGCAGAUGCUUUCGUCCUCGCACACUUUGGUGCCAAAAGGCCAGCCAGCAGACGUGCACGUGGAGGUGACGAAAAAUUGGUACGUGAACUUGAAGAACGAAUGUUGAUGGACGAUUCAGUUGAUAGCUGCUUUUGUCGGUGUUCUAUCCGAGGCUGCACGCCUUUUGUGGUAAGGUUGAAGCGAAUGAGGUUAACUGAUGACACAAUUGGUAUUGCUACAACUUAUACUACGUAUCUAAAGGAGUACGGCAACGCAUUGCGAAGGGAACACCACUAUGCCGCGAUACGGUCUAUCACUUUCGAUGCGCUGGGCAUUGCGCAUACAUGUAUGUGUAGAAAGAAAUUUAAUAUCAACCCGGAAUUGGAUGCAGAAGAAAUCGCAGAAAUACAGGAUGAGUAUGCAGAUUUGUUAGAACUCCUAGAGUCGUUGAUUGAGGAGUUUGAGACACACGCCUUUGAGACCUUUGAUAAAGCUACGGAUGGACUUGACAGUAUGAUUACUUUCUGGAACGGCCAUUGGGUCCGGAGAAUGAGUGAAAUCCACUCUGAGCUGUCUCGAGCUGGUGAAGCAAAUAAAACAGCUGCGGAAGAUGUGGGUGUUGUUUGGGAACCUCAGCCUGAGAGAGAAACGCAUGAAUGGAAAGGAUGGGACUAUUAUUUUCAACAGAUAGAGGAGAUCGAAUGAAUGGAUUGGCGAGUGCUAC
Trichoderma harzianum CBS 226.95 is the source of this 2833-nucleotide messenger RNA. RefSeq lists its product as hypothetical. NCBI's taxonomy places the organism in Eukaryota, Fungi, Ascomycota, Sordariomycetes, Hypocreales, Hypocreaceae. The transcript is spliced from 6 exons. Gene Ontology annotation, molecular function: protein binding. Bases 1 to 2814 code for a protein of 937 amino acids. The record is from RefSeq and is a predicted model, not a curated record.